AUGGAACAUUUUGAAAGAGAUGAACUGGACGAUAGUGAAGAAGACACAGUAACAGAUUAUUCCCAGAUGAAUACAGCAACAAAUGAUAUAAAUAGUAUUGAUUCAACUGAUUUUGUGUUGAGAACAAUGCCAAGCACUACUCUAGUUCCUACAAUCAGCGUAACGCCUCAUUUAGCUGCUGGAAAAAAUUAUCCAGUCCUUGAGGAAAAUAUACAACAACUACAUGAAAUACACGAGGUCAUACAGCAAAUGCGUGAUUCUGCCACGUUAGGAUUGACACAUAUGAUACAAUUUUGUGGAAUAAACAACUCAUUAAGUUCUUCAUGCCCUUCAUUAAGUAAACCUCUUUGUCAGUCUGAAUUAGAUUCUUCCAGUCUCAACUCUUCUCCUACACAUACAGAUUUAUCUUCGACAUUUGACUCAAUUAGAAGACACAAAACUGGAUAUGUUAAACGCAAAAACUCUUUCAACUGGUUUAAUAUGGCUAAACAUUGUGCAGAGUCCAAAGAAAAUGAAAUUAUUCGGAGAAGAAGUUGGGCAGCAUUAGAUGAUUUAACAAAGAACCAUAUGCAUAGUUUAAAAAUUGUAAAACGACAAAAAAGUGCAAGCUUAAGUAGUAUGGAAUCUGAGACAGAAGAUCCAUUCACAAAUAGCACAGCAAAUUUAUUAACUACUGACAGUACAUCAUUUCGUCGCCAGAAGUCGAAUAAAAAUGUUGGUCUAAUAAGUCGCAGGUUUAGUGGAACUUCUUCUACACAUUCACUUAAUGAGACUGACUAUCAGAAUGGUUUUAACAAAAUAAUCGCCAAACGAGCUGUUGAAACUUGUUUAUUACAAGCCAGACUUCCUUUACAAAAAUCUGUUUCCACACCAUCAAUUAUGGGUACACGUGAUAUUUUAAACAAAGAGAAUGUUUCAAAUAAUGAUGUCAAUAGUAUUCCAAUUAAAUACAAAAAUCCUACCCACCAUAGAGGUCGUCCUAGUGGUACAGAAGACAGUGAGACUGAAGAAGAAACAUUGGAUGUAGAUAGUACAAUGAAACGUUGUUAUAUUACCCCUUCAUCUAAUAACACAAAUAUACCCUUCUACAAUUUGUUUUCUGAGAUGUCAGAGAUCAAAAUGCAAAAAGAAGAAAAGAGGAAUAACUUUGAACAGUCAUGUGAUUGGUGCGCAAAACCUUUAGAAAAUAAACCAGCUUUAUCAUGUGAAAGUUGUUUGAUCACAGUUGAGUAA
Molecule: messenger RNA, 1233 nt
Organism: Macrosiphum euphorbiae (potato aphid)
Lineage: Eukaryota; Metazoa; Arthropoda; Insecta; Hemiptera; Aphididae
Source: the annotation of a GenBank genome assembly